This is a messenger RNA of Dermochelys coriacea (leatherback sea turtle), 7088 nucleotides long. It is a transcript of the gene TNFRSF13C, whose product is annotated as TNF receptor superfamily member 13C. Gene Ontology annotation, cellular component: external side of plasma membrane. Bases 1052 to 1684 code for a protein of 210 amino acids. The transcript is spliced from 3 exons. The record is from RefSeq and is a predicted model, not a curated record. NCBI's taxonomy places the organism in Eukaryota, Metazoa, Chordata, Testudines, Dermochelyidae. Gene Ontology annotation, biological process: positive regulation of T cell proliferation; B cell costimulation; positive regulation of B cell proliferation. Gene Ontology annotation, molecular function: signaling receptor activity.
GCUGCAGGUUUGGAUUCAGGUGCAUUGGCAGAGCUGUGGAGAGAAGACCAAGAUAGAAAUAGUAGGGGAAGCUGCAAGUUCAAAAUAACAGACAUGGAGGUGCUCUGAUUCCAUGGAGAAAAGUGCCGUAGAAAUGCAUAGGCAGAUUAGCUGCAAAAAGGAAGCAAAGUAAAUAAUUUGUGUAACAUGAGCAAAUACAACACAUGUGAUGCUGAGUAAUAUUCCACCAUGUUCAGACAUAUCUGCAGCUCGGAACUACAGAGGCGGGGAGGGUGUUCAUUAAGUACAGGCCCAUGUGGAGAGUUCUAGUUUUACUGAUACUUGUGCUGAGAAGUGGAGUCAUAAACCCAGGAACCACAGCUCCGAUCUCCAAAUGGGCUCUCUCUUACCGUAAUGAGGCAAACACCAGCCCUGGGUUGGAAAGGGAAUCCCUUCAAAGUGAGAUAAAGAAGGGUGUAUGGCAGAAACUGCGAAGGCCGCAAAGCAGGGCGCAGCUGAGGCCUCCAAACCAAAACCAAAGUGGUGGUGAGAGAGAUGAGAUGUAGUGAGUGAAAAGGGAAGUGAAAAGACAAGAGGGAUGGGACUAGUGGGCAGUGACUGAGAAAGAGUUUGAGUUGUGGCUUUCACUUGCUUGGAUUCCUUCUACAAGCAAUGCUCCUCCCUGGAGGAGAGACUGGAUUAUCAACUAGUGGUUGGCUCUGGUGUGGCAGGAGGCAGGUUAUUGGACUAGAAGGACAACUAGUCAGCGCUGAUGUGGUGGCUCCUAUGGGCUAUGGAGCUGUUAAAUGGGCAGGUUGGGGGAGGGAGAUGGGUUGAGCGGGGGUGUUGCGUGGGCAGGCUUGGCUGACGCCUUCAGCACAUUUCCUCUCCUCCUCCCCUGAUAAAGGGCCGCCCUGGGGGAAGUGCAGAGAGCUGGAGCCCCCAAGGGACAGACACUGCUUGACAGACUGUAUCUCCCUCUGACAGAGGCCCCAGGGCUCUGUGAAUUCACACUUGGGUGGCAUUCAUCUAAGUCUCCGGGCAAUAAAGGAAUUUUGAAUCUGACUCGGACAUGAUGCGAGGAAGCUCAGACAGACACCCAGAUGCUGCCUGCUCCCCUCCCCAGUGCUUCGACCCCUUGACCAAGGGAUGUGUGAGGUGCACAGAACUGCCUGGACACGCCGAGGAGGACACAACAUGCCACAACAGCAUAGCCCCCACUUCAACCCAAGCACCAGCAUCUGGCCCAGGUUUGAUCUUUGGGAUCCCUGCUUUAGUGGGGCUAGUCCUGGUCCUGGCUGCACUCUGUGGCUUGCUGACCUGUAAAGUGAGGAGGAGGCGACAGAGGAAGAGGAGGAGCCCCGAUGAAAAGCCCAAGGAAAACCUGGACUGUGUCAUUUCCUGUGAAAGCGAGGCUUGUAAGGGACUGAAACUGCCAGAAGAAGAUGAUCUCGUACUGGCCACAUGCCAACACAUGAAUGGCGCCCUGAAGCAUGCUGGGCCAGCAGGAAGAGGAGAUUUCUCAAAGAGGAAGCCAGUCUUCCAAGGUGGGGCAGGAAGUGAUGUCAUUGAGCUCUCUGUUCUCUCCUCCAGCAAUGAAGAACGUGACCAUGGCUUUCCACUACCAGCAACAGAGCUGGGGGCCACUGUCCUGGUGACCACAAAGACCAUUCAGAAUAACUGCAUCACUGAGGAGAGACCAUGACAGCAGGCAAAAUAGGGCUGGCGCUAGCUGGUUGCCCACUGAAGGUGACAAAAUCGCUUCAUUUGGGUAGAUAAACUGUUGCAUGGAAAUGACUUGAAUCAGAACGAGACUUUUGCCUUAAGCGAGGUCAGCCUCCUAUGCCUUUUGCCUUUUAUAUUUCCCUUUUCACAUGGUGGUUGAAGCCAGGAAGUCCCAGUUACACCCCUAACCAGUGGAGGAUACCUGAAUCAAUUGUAUUGUCCCUGGUCCAUGAGCUCAGUAGCUGGAGAAGGUAGAAGAGAGACAGCAUGUGAGGAAAAGUGAUUGUUCAGAGCCAACAUACCAACUGCAUGAUUGCUGCACUGCCAGGCACUGGCGAGCUAGCAACCAUAUUUUAAGGGGAUGGGGUGUGUUGUGUGGGUGUGAAGAGGAAGUCCUAGGGAGAGUGGGAAAGGUAAAAAGGAAGAACAGAGUGAAAGUUUAAAUGGAAGGUGGGUGUUUCUCUAGGCCCUGAUCCUGCACAACUGAAAUCAAUGGGAGUUUUGCCAUUGGCUUCAAUGAAUGCGGGAUUGGGUCCUUAGUGGUGGUACAAUGCUAUGUUCUGUGGGGCCCUGAGCAAAGUAACAUAGGCCGGGCCCCAUCCAGCUUCCAUUCAACUUACAGUCAAGUCCUUCAAGCGUCAGAGGGCCCAUAACAUACACACACAGACACCUCUUCCUGUGACCCCUUCACACUGUGGCAACCCCCGCCAAGGCUCUGUGAAUCCCCUUGCAGGGUCUGGGAAGCCAGGAGGUGGAGCUGAAAUGCAUCUUCCCAAGCAGAGAAUGAGGAGGGAAGGAAAUCUUUGCAGUGACCAACUGGCCCUGGACUCAGCCAGGACCAUGGACAGAGAACUGGGGCUAUCACUGUGGCAGGCACUUGGGAUGUGUGUGCAUGUCCCAUUGGCCACCACUGCUUUAGUUCAUGUUUCUUCAGGAAAUACUAGUAUAUCAUGCCAACAGGAAUUAUAAUAAUAGAUAAUUUUAGCGUGAUGGGAGGGUGAGAGGGAAUAUUUAGCUUAUAACUGAUGUUUCUAUAAGGAUUUGUCUACAUGGGGAAAUUGACCAGCAUAGCUAUUCUGAAUAACUCCUUAUGUGGACACUCUGUUCUGAAAUAAAAGUGACUUUAAUCCAGAAUAGUUGCUAGAGAGAAUUGAAGAAGCUGCUACAGGGAACAAAAGCCUGAAUUCCUUGCUGCAACUGGUGCCUCCGACUUUCUCACAGCAGUCCUGACAGGAAGAGAGCAAAGCACUUUAACUAAAAUACAUCUGGCUGGUGGUGUAAAGUGCUUCACAUGGCUAUGCAGGUGGCCUGGAUUCAAGUCCCAGUCUCCCAUUCCCUCAUGGCUGGGAGUGCUGCAGAAACGGGGCUAAGUGCUCAGCAGCUUCUUCAUGGGAAGCCCACAUUCGAUUGCCUGUCUGUGGUGGUGUGUAGGGUAGGUGUAGCUACAGGCCACAGUGCAAGCCAAGCUGCAGCCACAAUUGUCACUGUGGUGUGUAGCUACAAACCAUAGUGAAAGUCUCUGGUAGUGGAGAGCUGCCGGAGCCUUUCCCCUCUGCCAGAGCUUUUCACUAUGGCAGUGGAAGCCUCUGGCAGUGGGGAGGCAAUGGGACACUACACUGCUAAAAAUAGCAGCACAGGCCCUGCUUGAGCAUAUGGGGAGACGUGUAGGGUACAUUCCCUAGUGUUCAGAUGUGUGGGGCACUGCACUCUACUCAUCUAAGCUGUGCCUCGCUGUCAACACCGCUGUUUAAACCCAUAUUAGCAGGGCAUACAGUGUCUCUACAUGCCGCCCUAAGUGUAGACGCACCUUCAGCAUCUCAUUGGCUCAGUCUGGAAAGGCUGUAGAAGCAUUGGCACCCAGGCAAUCACUGUGUCAUUUAACCGUGGUUACUGUAGCCCAUGCAGGGCCAGCAGUGACUGCCUCUGAAGGGAAGACCCCCUCAUCAUGAAACAGGGGUGCUUACUCUUUGUGUCCCAAAACCUCCAGUUGCUGCCAUUCACAACAGCUCCUCCUCAGAUGCUAUCCCAAAAUCCUUUGCACCACUUUCUAUAGUGGUUUCAAGGGAAGCAUUGUUGAAAUUAACAAAAUGGUUUAUGAGGCAUUCCUGGCAUUUGAAGGAGAGCCUGGUCCUGAGUGACAGAGCAAAUCUGCUUCACUGGAAAACUGGAGAGAGAAAGGAGGCAGGAUUGCAAACAUAUCUUCUCCCUCCCAUUUCCUCUCUGCCUGUGAUUACCAGGUUGAGACUUGCUAACGUAGACACGGGACCAUUUCUAAAAGGAAAGAAGUUUAAAAAAAAUCCUAAGAGGUGGAGAUGGAAAAGGCCUAUUCAUAGAUUCCAAGAGCAGAAGGCACCUUUGUGAUCAUCUAGUCUGAUCUCCUGCAUAACGCAGGCCAGAGAACCUCCCCCAAAUAAUUUCCACAGCAGACCUUUUAGAAAAACAGCCACUCUUGAUUCAAAACCUGUCAGUGAUGCAGAAUCCACCACAACCCUUGGUAAAUUGUCCCAAUGGUUAAUUACUGUCACUGUUAAAAAAUUAUGCCUAUUUCCAGUGUGAAUUUGUCUAGCUUCAACGUCCAGCCAUUGGAUUGUGCUAUACCUUUCUCUGCCAGAUGGAAGAGCCCAUUAUUAAAUAUUUGUUCCUCAUGUGGGUAAUUAUAGACUGCAAUUAAGUCAUCCCUUAACCUUCUCUUUGGUAAGCUAAAUAGAUUGAGCUCCUUGAGUCUAUCACUAUAUAAGGCAUGUUUUCUAAUCCUCUAAUCAUUCUCAUGGCUCUUCUCUGAACCCUCUCCAAUUUAUCGACAUCCUUCUUGACUUGUGGAAAUCAGAACUGAACACAGUAUUCCAGCAGCAGUCGCACCCAGUGCCAAAUACAGAGGUAAAAUAACCUCUCUACACCUACUUGAGAUUCCCCUGUUUAUGCAUUCCAGGAUCACAUUAGCUCUUUUGGCCACAGCAUCACACUGGGAGCUCAUGUUCAGCUGUCAUCCACUAUGACCCCCAAAUCUUUUUCAGAGUCACUGCUUCCCAUAACUAAGUCCCCCAUCAUAUAAAGAUGGUGUACAUUGUUUGAUCCUACCUGUAUACAUUGACAUUUCACUGUAUUAAAAUGCAUAUUGUUUGCUUGGACCCAGUUUGCCAAGUGAUCCAGAUCACCCUGAAUCAUUAACGUGUCCUCUAUACAAGUGGAUGAGCCCAUCUUGCGCCAAAGCAAGAUUGUUCCCCGCAGUACAUUUCUCAGUGGCUUGUCCAGUCUAGCUUGAAAAGCCGCAAGUGAUAGGGCAUCCACCAUCUUAUCUAAAACCACAGUGAAAUAUCCCUCUUGUGAGAUUCCUCUAAGCUAUGAAUAUCAGAGGUUCAUGUGGGCACCAUUUCAGUCCAUAUUGGAUUCUUCUGAGGCAAGUAGUAACCUACCUGUUCUGAAUAGGUUCUCCCCCGCCUCCCCCCACCCUGAUACUCUGACCCAGUGAUGGGUGAGAACACAUCAGUAUUAAUUCCCCCCUCAUCGCUGGAGUUAGGGGAAUUAUCUCAUUGCUGAAAUACUCUUGUAGAUGCUUCUUAUUCCUUAUGUUCCGUGCAUGGGACUGACUGGUUCUGCCCAUUGCCCAUGCAGGGGGAGAACGGUGAGAGGUCACAAAGAAAAUAAGUUGUAACGUUCACAAAUAAAGUGAAAUUGCUGUCAAUCCAAGGGGCUGCUCUUCUGUCUUUCUGGGGUGUCCAUGGGAAGGUUAUUCAGUCCUCACACCCACAUUUUUACUAUAGUGCCCAGUUGACACUAGUGUGCAAGUUCUCUCGCCACAGAGCAGGUAGAAUCAGGCCAACAGCAGUGGAAGCUUCCUCUACACAUUGUCCUCAGUAGAAGCUUUCUGUACAUACUGCUCCCUCAUGAGAAGAGACCACCUCUAAGAGUGGGAGGAGUGCAGUCUUCCAGGCACAUUUAAUCCUUGAGAUCUCUGCUGAGGCUGCCACCAUGUAUAAGACCAAAUGCAUGCCAGUUAGGAUGUGGAUACCUGCCUAUAAGAAGCUAGACCAAGUCUACGUAGUGUCAGGGCCCAGGGAGAUGGGUGGUCUGAUCUGUCAUUAGAGCCAGAGCUGGAGCCUAGCCUAGCGUCAGAGCUGGAAGCAGGAGUCAGAAGUCAGACAAGGCAGCAGGGCUGGAGCAAAGGAGUGGGACCGGAGCAAGGCUGGGAACAAGGUGGGUAGGCACAGGAGAGAUCACAGCUGCAGAUGUAAGCAUAGAGCAGCCAGCAACCUGCCACUGCUGCAGAGCUUAAACACAGACCUGUUGGGGCCUUGCAGCCAAUCUAGUGAGCCGGCCAAUCAGAUGAUUCUGCCACAGCCAGGCUCAUUACCUGGCCUGAGGGCUGAGCCAGCUAGCCCCAGGCUCAGCUGAGGGAACUCAAGCCCUAGUGCCUGACCCACAGACUGUUGGGUGGUGAUGACUGUCAGCCACUAGCAGCCUCCUCUUUAUUGCCUCCCAGGCUGCUUUUGGCUCCUACUGAAGUGUGAGAGGUUAAAGAGACUCCUCCAGAAACUGAUCUUUUAGUCCUCAACACCAAGACCUCCGGAUUUCACCUCUUCAUAGAUGUAUUUGUUCACCAGGGAAAACGUGCAACUGUGUUGGACUGCAGGGGAGCCAAAGAGGAAAAGGCUUUGAAAAGAACACAAGACAUGCCCCUUCCCACUACCCAGUUCCAAGAGGUUCACAUGAGCACAGUGUAACCUAGAACUGUGCAUUGACCAGUGGCCAAAAUCUGGCAGAGAACAGAACUCACACUGGUGCCGAGGCCAGAAAUCUGGUGCUGUAUCCAAGAAGCUAGUGAAAUCUGUUUAGGACUUGGAUAGGCAGCUGCUGGGUAAGUAGCACUCCAGCCACUCAUCUCUGGCAAUCUCAGUUAGGUCACUAGAAAAGCGAGUCUGAUGGAUUCAGCAUUGUCAAAGCUUCGUGAAUGCUUGUCACAAAACUACCAGCAUGAGCAAGGCCCAGGACUAGAACCAUAAGACAUGCUUCAGGCCAGCACUGAGAUGCACUGACUAGAGCUAUUUGGGAGCACUGGACAAUAGCAGGGGUGGGGCAGGGCAAGCGUGAGGGGCAUUGGCAGAACUGAGUGGGGGUCCCAGGACAGGAGUAUGGGGGGUGCUUCAGGGAAGUGUACUGCUAGAGCCGUACUUGGGGGGGAAGGGGAGGGAAAGCUUGCACGUGGCUUGUCUAUACUCUGGCACAUUAUACGAGCUGGGUUAUUAUUUUCUGUGUCUUGGCUAAAUUCCAGCUGGGGUAAUUAUACCUCACCUACUUAAAAUUCCCCCAGCAGUUUCAAUAGAAUGUAGCAUUCUUUGCUUCCUAUCCUCAACUGCUGCAUAGCGCUGCUAAUGUGUUGUUAGACA